AUGAUAAAUUCUUAUUACUUAAUUAUUUUAUUCUAUUUUCCAAAUGUUUUAACUUAUGAUUGUCGUGAAAUAUGUAAUUUAACUGUAUAUGUUUAUGAAAAUCUAUCAAAUGAUCAAUUACAAUGGAAUAUAAUUGAUUUACUUUACAACCGUACAUUAACAUCAUUUCCAUUUGAACAUUAUCAAUAUUCAUUAUCAAAUCCAUCGGAUUACUUUGAAAUUGAAUCACCAAUAUUAAAAUUUCGUUUAUCAGAAUUAGAUCGUGAAAAAAUUUGUAGUAAAAUUGUAUAUCAUGAUCAUGAAUGUUCAUUACAACUACAAAUAUUUACACAAACAUCUUUUUUUAUUAUAUUUAAAUUAAUUAUAUUAGAUAUAAAUGAUUGGAAACCAUACUUUAAAGAUGAUCAUAUACAUAUAAAUAUUCGUGAAAAUUUACCAAUUAAUUAUCGUGUACAGUUACCUAUUGCAUAUGAUCAUGAUUCAACAGAAUAUAAUGUUGAUUAUUAUAAAUUUAUAAAUGAUGAUCCUGUCAUACAACAAUUAUUUCAACUUGAAAAAUUUCAUGAUGAACUUCGAUUAAAAUUGUUAAAACAACUUGAUUGUGAAAAAACAAAUCAUUAUCAAUUAGAAAUCAUUGCUAUUGACAAAGGUGGAUUGGAAUCGAAUGUUUUACAUGUAAAUGUAACAAUAGAUGAUUUAAAUGAAUUUCAACCGCGCUUCAAACAACGUCUUUAUCAUACUCAUAUACCUGAACAUACUCCUAUAUCAAAUACAUCAAUAUUAAAUGUGAUUGCAACGGAUGAUGAUUGCUAUGAUAAAAUAAUUCAUUAUUCUCUUCUUCGUGAUAUAGCGAAUGAUGUAUUUCCAUUUGAAAUUGAUAAAUAUACUGGCUCAAUAUAUGUUAUGCAUGAACUUGAUUAUGAAAAAAUGUCUUCAUAUCGUUUUCGUGUUAAAGCAUCAAAUCUUGAUCAAAUAACAUCAAGUAUCGUACCUGUUGUUAUUGAUAUAAUUGAUAUAAAUGAUAAUCAGCCGUUAAUACAGAUUAAUAUUCUUAAUGAUUAUAAAUCAAUAAAUUCAAAUGAAGAUAAUGAAGAAUUUAUGAUAAAUAUUAAAGAAAAUAUACAAUUUGGACAAGUGAUUGGAACACUUAUAAUUCGUGAUAAUGAUUCAAUCAUGAUCAAUAGGAAAAUAUCAUUGAAAAUUCUUUCGUGUUGGCCAACAAAAAACUCUUGUCCAAUUGAAUUAGAUUCAGGAAUAAGAAAUAGUGAUGAAAAUGAAAAAACUAGUAUUGGUUCAACUAAUUAUUUAAUACGAACAUCAAGACAAUUAGAUACUGAAAUGGGUGAUGAUCAAUAUACUAUUAUUCUUGAAGCAAGAGACUAUGGUGAUCCACCAUUGAGUAGUCAACGACGUUUACUAGUUUUGAUUCAUGAUCAAAAUGAUUGUACUCCAAAAUUUACACAAUCAAAUUAUCAAUUUCAUUUUUCGGAAUCAACUCCAGUUGGAUUUUCUAUUGGUCAUGUAAAUGCUGUUGAUCGCGAUUUAUCACCAAGUUUUCAUCGUAUUCAAUAUAAACUGGCUGAUAAUGAAAAUAAUCAUAUUAUUGAAAUCAAUUCUAAUAAUGGAAGUAUAUAUUUAACUAAAACAUUAUCAGCAGGAAUGAGAUUUAAUGUAACAGUUAUGGCUAUCGAUCAACAGAAUCAUUCAUUGUAUGAUCAAACAACAGUACAAAUUUUAUCGUAUGAUGAAGAAACAUGUCUGCCUACUUUUAAACAAAAAAUUUAUAUAUUUAAUACAACUGAACAUCGAUUGACACCAUAUGAAAUAGGUCAAGUUUCUGCCGAUAGUUGUCUAUCAUCAUCAAUUCCAAUAUCUUAUCAUCUGGUUAAAGAUAAAGCAUCAGCAACAUUACCAUUCUCUAUUGAUAGUCGUAAUGGUAUAAUAAUAGUUGUACGUGAAUUAGAUCGAGAGAGAAAAGCAUUUUUUCAAUUUUUUGUUGAUUCAUUCAAUCAUAAAACUCAUCAAGCAAGUCAAACAGAGAUUCAAAUAAAUAUUCUUGAUGAAAAUGAUCACUAUCCAAUGUUUGAUAAUUCAAUAGAUAAUGCUCGUGAACAAUAUAUUUAUAUCAAUAAAUCUUUAUCUUCAAAAUAUUCACAUGAAAAAAACUCAAUAAUAAACAAUAUCUUAAUUGCACAUAUUUCUGCAACAGAUCCAGAUGAAGGUUCAAAUGGUCUCAUUAAUUAUUAUUUUACAAACAAUGAAAAUUAUGCAUUUUUUCAUUUAUAUUCAAAUGGUUCAAUUGUACUUUAUAAUCAAAAUAAUCUUCAAUUACCUUACCGUCUGGAAGUCUACGCACGUGAUCAAGGUAGUCCAGUGCCAUUAAACUCGAAAGAAAGUGUUGUUAUUUAUGUUUGUGAUGCAUUAAAACGAAAUGAAUGUCCAUCGGAUGAAUCUAGUGAACAUCAACAAUGGUUACUUGGUUUUAAUGGUAAAAAUCAAAUAAAAACAGAUCGUGUAACAGCAAAUUUUUAUCUUGGCUCCAUAUUUAUAAUGAUUUCAAUUCUUCUAUUUAUUGUGAUUAUUAUUGUUUGUAUUGUUUGGAAUUUAAUUAUAAAGGGACAAAUAAAAGGUAAACAUGAUCAUUUACACGGUAAUUUAUCAAAAUUAUCGACUGAAUCCUAUAAUUGUCGUACGGAAGCAAGAAAAAACUUGAUUGUUUCCGAUAGCCUUGGUGAUUCAUCACCAACAAUGACAUCAAUUGAUGGAAAUCAUCGUUUGAAAUCUGUGGCUGUAUGA
Molecule: messenger RNA, 2796 nt
Organism: Rotaria socialis
Lineage: Eukaryota; Metazoa; Rotifera; Eurotatoria; Philodinida; Philodinidae
Source: the annotation of a GenBank genome assembly